AUGGCGGAGACUGCCAAGCUCCAGCUGUUUGUCAAGGUGCCACUGGGCCAGGAGGGCGGCCUCGGGGAUGAGUGUGCUCUGGGGGGGGCUCUGCUUCCGGGGCAGGCAGUGGGUCUGCACCGUCUCCCUGGCGCCUUGGCUCUGGGACCCAGCCCAACCCCCCUGGAGAAAAAGCCCCUAGGUGGGGAGGUGCCAAUCCGACAGCCGGCGGCCAAGGCCCAAGUGGAGCUUGAGGCGAGCGAGGAUGGCGAGAGCGUGGGACACUGCCCUUCUUGUCAGCGGCUCUUCAUGCUCCUGCUCCUCAAGGGCGUGCCCUUCACCCUCACCACGGUGGACACUCGCAGGUCCCUGGAUGUGCUUAAGGACUUUGCUCCUGGCUCACAGCUGCCCAUCCUUCUCUACGAUGGCGAUGCCAAAACGGACACACUGCAGAUCGAGGAGUUUCUGGAGGAGACACUGGGGCCCCCUGAAUUCCCCAGCCUGGCACCCCGCUACAGGGAGUCCAGCACAGCGGGCAACGACGUCUUUCACAGGUUCUCCGCCUUCAUCAAGAACCCGGUGCCCACGCAGGACGAUGCCCUGUACCAGCUGCUGCUGCGCGCCCUCACCAGGCUGGACAGCUACCUGCGCACGCCCCUGGAGCACGAGCGGGCGCAGGAACCGCAGCUUCGUGAGUCGCGCCGCCGCUUCCUGGACGGCGACCAGCUCACGCUGGCUGACUGCAGCCUGCUGCCCAAGCUGCACAUCGUGGACACGGUGUGCACGCACUUCCGCCAAGCGCCCAUACCGGCCGAGCUGCGCGCCGUCCGCCGCUACCUGGACAGCGCGUUGCAGGUGAAGGAGUUCAAGUACACGUGUCCGUACAGUGCUGAGAUCCUAGCGGCCUACCGGACUGCCGUGCGCCCCCGCUAGCCCUUCCCCACCGUCUACGGCCACCCCCUGCCCACUCUUCUACAGCCCCAUAAAGGCACC
Messenger RNA from Mirounga angustirostris (Northern elephant seal), 972 nucleotides. It is a transcript of the gene CLIC3, whose product is annotated as chloride intracellular channel 3. The record is from RefSeq and is a predicted model, not a curated record. The transcript has 7 exons. NCBI's taxonomy places the organism in Eukaryota, Metazoa, Chordata, Mammalia, Carnivora, Phocidae. The coding region runs from base 1 to 912 and encodes 303 amino acids.